UUCGGGGCCUUCCCCUGCCCGAAAUAAUUGAGUAAAGAUGGCGGCAAUGUGUGGGACGUAGAGGCGUAUUUACUACCUUCUCCUGAACUUUGCACCGUUUUUACGACUUCAGGCGCCUUAUUAAUUGUAUUGUUGUUCACGGAAGUUACUUCUGCAUCAGGAGGAAGAGUCACCGCAAGCUCGGCCGUGAUCUUGGCUGAUCACUGGCUCUAGGACGGGGCGAGUGCGAGACCAGGCUACGUUCGUUUGUAGUAAUCGGGAGAGGUAAGCCCGCACGGUUUGGGUAAAAAAUGGGAUGAUUCCGUGCCUCCAAGGGUCGGAAUGAUGGACGAGAAAGUUUUAGAGGACCUCUUGGAGUGCUCUGUAUGUCUGGGGAGGCUCACCACCAACAGUAAAGUGCUCCCGUGCCAGCACACGUUCUGUAGACGAUGUCUAGAACAGAUAGUCCGGUCCAAGAACGAGCUGAGGUGCCCGGAGUGUCGCAUCCUAGUAACUUGUAGUGUUGACGAGUUGCCGUCAAACAUACUACUGGUCAGACUUCUCGAUGGGAUCAAGGAGAGAAGAAGAACUGCGACAGCUUCGCAAGGAGGCUCGCCGAAGAGUUCUCACAGUGGACAGGGAGGGAAGGGGGCUUCGGGCGAUGCCGGGGCGGCGUCCCAAGCACAGAAGACCCCGGCAGCAAGUCGCAGUUCCCCCGUCAAGACCAACACACCACAUCCAUGUGCAAAAGCAUUGUACAGUUACGAAGCAGAGGAACCAGGUGAUUUGUCUUUCAACAAAGGAGAUAUAAUAGCGUUACGACAGCGGAUUGACGAGAACUGGUACCAGGGCGAGCUGAACGGUCAGAUUGGGUUCUUCCCGGUCAGCUAUGUGGACGUCAUACACCCACUUCCUCCUGACCAGCCCACCGGCAAGGCCAAGUACAAGUUCGACGUCACGGACAACGAAGAAGACAAGGACUGUCUAACCUUUGAGAAGGAUGAAAUUGUGACAGUGAUACGACGGGUCGAUGAGAACUGGGCAGAAGGGAUGAUAGGAGACAAGAUAGGCAUCUUUCCUAUUUCCUUUGUGGAAAUGAAUGAAGCAGCAAAGAGUCUUAUAGACAGGAAAUCCAAAUCUAGAAAUGAAUCAACUGAUGCAGAACCCAAUAUUCAAGCCCCAGCUAGAACAGAUAGCCAGUCCCCGGAGGAUUUGCCAUCAUCCAGUGCGGCCUCCGGUACCCAGGCGAACUCCUCUUCCAACCACGACACCAAGAGCAAGAAGGACAAAGCCAAGAGACAUUCGUUCACACUCCUCACCACCUCCAACAAAGCUUCUCAUCCACAGAGUAACCACAGGCAUUCCAUGGAAAUCAGUGCCCCUGUGCUGAUCAGUUCCAGUAACCCCACAGCUGCUGCCAGGAUAGACUCCAACACUCUGUCCUCCAGUGCACCAUCCUCAUCCUCACCUCCUACUGUACAGGGUGCAGAAGCAGCUGCAGCAGCGGCCGCCACUUCUCAACCUGAACCUGCCCCCUCACCAGGCACUGCAACUAAUUUGCAGGCGAAUGGCCCAACCAGAAAAAGCACAGCAGAGCCAUCAUCACCCACAAUAGUACCUAACCAGGGGCCAUCCAAUGUGUGUGUGGCCAGGCACUUGCACAAACCUCAGCAUAUCAGGUACGUAGCCAAGUACUCAUACAAGCCCCAGAAGAGUGACGAGCUGGAGCUGAAGAAGGCUGACAUCUACCUGGUGUGUGAGAAGAUGCAGGACGGCUGGUUCAAGGGCACCUCGCUGCGCACCGGGCAGAUGGGCAUGUUCCCCGGCAACUACGUACAGCCGCUCACCAGAGCUGUGACCAGCACCACGCCCACACGCUCCACAUCGUCGGCGCCAGCCCGCCCCGCCUCCUCAGCACCCCCCACCCGGCCCACCUCCUCAACCCCCUCCGCCAGGACUACCCCCUCCUCCUCAGGCAGACCGGCAUCUUCCAACGCUUCCAAGUCAGGAGGGGGACCCCCUCCGCAGAUAGUGGUGACGGCCAGCACUGCUGCACCACAGCAGGUUCUGGUGGUGAAGACGUCUACUGGAACAUCUCGAGUCCCCGUCCCCGUGUCUCCCCCCGCCCAGCUGCAGUCGGCCCACCCCCACCGCUCCUCGGUCCCGGUGAGCCGCGUCCCCCAGCCCUCCCCAGCAGUGCAAUCCUCCCGGCCUGCCAGCAGUACGUGUGUAAUCCAUGGCAAGACUACAGUCGCCCAGGCCCGCGCCCUGGCCCAGCCCCAGAACAGGACUGUGGCGCACAUGCGCGGCAUGAACGGAGCCCACCACCCACAGGUGGUGACGGUUCCCAACGCGCAGGUGCCGCCCCAGCAGCAGCCGCCGCGGCACCACGUGAGCGUGCGGCCCAUGGUCCCGGGGCAGGUCCUCAUGAGGCCGGUGGCGACUGUACCGCCUCAGCCGCAAACGAGAACUGUUCCCGUGCAGGCCGUGCAGCCCCAGGCGAUGAGACACGGCGCGAGAGUCCUGGUGCAGCCCUCCCCCAACCCCCGACAGGCACAUUCCCAACACGGCGGGGCCAUGCAGAAUCCCCCCGCCUCCCACGCACCCACAUCCGCAGCGGUGACCGUCACUCCGCCCAACAUGACGGCCAUGCCCGACGUGGUGGCCAACGCUGGUCGCAGUUCCCCGGAGGGUGCAACAGGGGGCGCUGCUGCUCCACCUAGACCAGAGCGUAAGGAUAAGAAGGAAGAAGACAGGAGAAAAGGAGGCUUCAUCCGGAGACUGUCCGGUGCCACGGCUAAGAAGAAGACCUCCAAGUCUGGCUCCCCUCCCCCCGACUGCACCCCUCCCCCCUCCCCUGGUGCUACUGCGGCUGUGCCUCAGGACGCACAGCAGUUACUCGGUGCUCAGGGCGGGGACCCGGCACAGGUAGCACAUGGCAGGUCUGGUUCCCUGCCAGUGGACACAGACGGCCAGCACAGCCCUGAGAUCCACCACCACAAGUCCGCUUCCCUGGACUCAGGAGUGGUCCCCUCCCCUCUGGCAGCCUCCAAUAACAACAACGGGGCCACCAGUGGCAGUGGGGCUGCUGCAGCAGCUGCAGUACCAACAACUCCCAACAGGAGGCCACAGACUGCACCCCUGGUCAGGGAGAGGUUCCGUGCCGUAGUUCCGUACCCACCCCAGGGAGACGCUGAGCUAGAGCUGAAAGUGGGGGACAUCGUGUACGUGCAUAAAAAGCGCGAGGACGGCUGGUUCAAGGGCACCCUCCAGCGAACGGGCAAGACUGGUUUGUUCCCGGGAAGCUUUGUGGAGAGCUUCUAGAAGUUAAAGUGUAACAAUUACUAGAUGCUCUUAUAUGCAUUCUCCAAUGGAGAGCCUCACCCAAUGGCCUAUACAAUAUACCUUGGGAGACUCUGCUAAACUGGACCAAGAUUUCCACAUUUGGGGGCUUGGCCUCUAACCAGCUGUCAGCCAAUCAGCUUUACCUAAAGAAAACAUUUAGGUGAUUCUCUGAUUGGCUGACAGCUGGAUGGAGCCCACACCCACAAAAGUAGAAAGUCAAAUUUAGAAGAGCCACCCCAAAAUUUUGUGUAGGCCACGGACGGGGCUCUGGGAGAAUCUUUUAGGGAUGAUGUUUAGCUACAAUCCACAAACAUGUAGCUUCUUUCCCUUUCCAAUAUGUGCAGGGGGCACCUCACAUGCAAUUCCUGGCUGCUUCCCCAAAAAAUUGUGACUUUAAAACCAUGUUAGUGUCACAGUGCUUUUAACAUAAUUCAUGUACAGGUCUAUCAAUCAUCUAUCUCAAGAAAGUUACACACACUCUUUGGGACUUGUAACAAGUGCAAACUGUGUCCAAUCUUGAUUAUGCAAACAAAUAUCAAUGUGAGUAAAUGAUAAAGGAUACAGCAAUCUGUUGGUUAGUAGUGAUGUUGUGUAGUGACAAACCUGAUGUACAAUAUCGUGAUGAGGUUUUGAUGGUGCUAGAGCUAUCACCCAUUUUGUGAGAGCGUGAGAUGUCUAACAUAAGGGAGUAUCACAUUGGACUGUGACAAGUUGUGUUAGGAAAUUGUGCCAACUUUGCAAAUUUGCACCAAUUUUUCCUUGACUUGUUUGCAUUUUACCUUGAAUGCAACAUCUAAAAUACCUAGAGAGACAAUUGAAUCCAUACUUUACCAUGUGUUACCCAGCACCAAGAGACCAUGUCUAGCAAUAUGAUAGAUGUUAAACAAGGACAACUGCAACAUCUUGAAAACGUCUUAUUUGUACAGAAUGUAGUCUGGUGUCACAUAUUGUGCCACCCAUUAAUGGCAUUUUGCAAAAAAAAUUUUGACUUGUCAAAAGAUAAUGAAAUUGGAGGCAACAAAUUAUGUAGGUUUUGCCACUUUUUCAAAUUCCUGGCACAAUUUGGUGCAGUCUAAUGUAGAUACCUGC
Molecule: messenger RNA, 4413 nt
Organism: Branchiostoma floridae (Florida lancelet)
Lineage: Eukaryota; Metazoa; Chordata; Leptocardii; Amphioxiformes; Branchiostomatidae
Product: E3 ubiquitin-protein ligase SH3RF3-like
Exons: 18
Coding region: 322-3303 (993 amino acids)
Biological process (GO): protein ubiquitination; positive regulation of JNK cascade; positive regulation of proteasomal ubiquitin-dependent protein catabolic process
Molecular function (GO): ubiquitin protein ligase activity; protein binding; metal ion binding
Source: RefSeq, a predicted model, not a curated record